CCCACGGCCGCCCGCGCACGGCAGCCCGCUGCGCGCCGCGGUGCCGCCCGCCGGGCCAUGGACUCGGACGCCAGCCUGGUCUCCAGCCGCCCGUCGUCGCCGGAGCCCGAUGACCUCUUCCUGGCGGCCCGGGGUAAAGGCAGCGGCGGCGCUUUCACGGGCGGCGCCGUGUCCAGCUCCACGCAGAGCGACUCGCCGCCGGAGCUGAGCGCCGAGCUGCGCAGCGCCAUGAGCGCCGCGGGGGUGGUGGUGGUGGACAAGCUGGGCUUCAAGUCCUCGUCGUCGUCGUCGUCGUCCUCCUCCUCCUCCUCCUCCAAGAAGGACAAGAAGCAGAUGACGGAGCCGGAGCUGCAGCAGCUGCGGCUGAAGAUCAACAGCCGGGAGCGCAAGCGCAUGCACGACCUCAACAUCGCCAUGGACGGGCUGCGAGAGGUGAUGCCCUACGCGCACGGGCCGUCGGUGCGCAAGCUCUCCAAGAUCGCCACGCUGCUGCUGGCGCGCAACUACAUCCUCAUGCUCACCAACUCCCUGGAGGAGAUGAAGCGCCUCGUCAGCGAGAUCUACGGCGGGCACCACGCCGGCUUCCACCCCGCCGCCUGCCCCGCCGGCAUGGGCGCCCACUCGGCGCCGCUGCCCGGCCACCCGGCCCACCCCGCCUCGCACCCCGUGCACCACCCCAUCCUGCCGCCCGCCGCCGUCUCCAGCGCCUCCCUGCCCGGCUCCGGCCUCUCGGCCGUCAGCUCCAUCCGGCCCCCGCACGGGCUCCUCAAGUCGCCCUCGGCCGCCGCCGCCGCCGCCCCGCUGGGCAGCGGCUUCCAGCACUGGGGGGGGAUGCCGUGCCCCUGCAGCAUGUGCCAGGUCUCGGCGCCGCCGCACCACCACGUCUCCGGCAUGGGCGCCGCCAGCCUGCCCAGACUGGCCACCGACACCAAAUGAGCCCGCCGCGGCGCCGCCGGCACUGCGGACGGGCCCCCGGCCGCCCUCCUCCUCCUCCUCCUCCUCCUCCUCCGCCGCCGCCGGCGCGGACGGUGCCCGCGGCGCGCCAGGAGGGGAGGGGAGAGGAGAGGAGAGGAGAGGAGCUCCGGCAGCAGCAAGCGCCCGCGCGUCUUUCCCCCCUACUCCCCUCCUCUCUUUUCUUUUCCCCGCUGACCUCGCUAGGAGGUGAGGUUCCUCCAGGCUCUUCCCAAACGGAGGAACCGGACCUGCAGCGGGGGCUCGCCGGCCGGUCGGGCUGGCCGGUUCGUGUCCACCCCCCCCCCACACACACACCCCGCGCCGCCGCGUUUCUGCCCGCGGAGCCCUUCGGGCCGCGUCUGGGCCGCAGCCCGGCGCGGCGAGUCCCGCGGCUGGGCACCCGGCUGCCGCCCUUGGGACUCGCGGAACCGGCCAGAAGUAGGGCUUUUGGUGGAAAUGUAGCCUGAAAAGUUGUGGGUUUUCUCCCCCCCCCCCCCCCCCCGCCUUUACCCUCCUUCUCUCCACUCCGUUUUUCGGUUUUGUUUCUCUUUCGGGAUUUGUAAAUACACCGUUCAAUGAUAACGCCAGUCCGCUCUGCCUGAGAUUCCCCUUCGUGCACUUGUACUGUGUAAGCCUUAUGAGUGAACCACGGUUUAGUUUGGGUUGAUUUCGUUGAAUUGUUGUUGGGUUUUUUAUUUUCUGUUUUUUGGUCCUUUUUUUAAGUGUAUAACACAUCCUCCGUUCCUGCCACCCUUAACAAAGUUUCGAACUCUUUAAUGCUCUUUCUGUGUAGGAACUUUCACACUGUUUGUGUUGCAAUACUGAGAACUUGGGCUUGUUUCUGAAAUAACAACUUUUCUUAUCACUGCCCCUUGCAGAGAUUUUAUCAUCUGUUUAUUUUUGUAAAAAAAAGAAAAAAGAAAAAAGUUGCUAAAUAAUAUUUAUUACUUGUUUGGUUGCAAAAGAAAAGUGAUCCACUGUUGAGAUUUUAAAUAAAAAAAAAACAUUUUAAAUAAA
Molecule: messenger RNA, 1971 nt
Organism: Dromaius novaehollandiae (emu)
Lineage: Eukaryota; Metazoa; Chordata; Aves; Casuariiformes; Dromaiidae
Gene: OLIG2
Product: oligodendrocyte transcription factor 2
Exons: 2
Coding region: 58-936 (292 amino acids)
Biological process (GO): oligodendrocyte differentiation; oligodendrocyte cell fate specification; positive regulation of transcription by RNA polymerase II
Cellular component (GO): nucleus
Molecular function (GO): protein dimerization activity; E-box binding; DNA-binding transcription factor activity, RNA polymerase II-specific
Source: RefSeq, a predicted model, not a curated record